Messenger RNA from Tricharina praecox, 2945 nucleotides. RefSeq names its product aconitase family-domain-containing protein. Gene Ontology annotation, biological process: tricarboxylic acid cycle. Gene Ontology annotation, molecular function: 4 iron, 4 sulfur cluster binding; aconitate hydratase activity. The record is from RefSeq and is a predicted model, not a curated record. Gene Ontology annotation, cellular component: cytosol; mitochondrion. The transcript has 3 exons. NCBI's taxonomy places the organism in Eukaryota, Fungi, Ascomycota, Pezizomycetes, Pezizales, Pyronemataceae. The coding region runs from base 191 to 2575 and encodes 794 amino acids.
CGCAAUGUGCCACGACGCUAGGAAGGCGGACCAAUAACCUUGCUCGCAAAACGGCAUUUCUUAAAAUUUCAGCCCCCAGGGCUUCCGAAAUUUUGCCAUUGCAUCCGCCUCCCGACUCCGACAAGGUUAAUAAAAGGGCCCACGGAUCUUCCUCGCUUCUCUGUACCUUCCUUGAGGACAAUAUCGCCCGAUGCAGUCAACACGGUUAUUACAAGCGGCGGCGCGCAGUGGCCGGAGAGGAGGCCUCACGAAAAGUCACAAUCUCCUGCGACAAGCUUCUACUGCUCCCUCCAGCUUCCGCCCCAAUGUCUGCCCACCGUACGCGAAGCUCGUCGAGAAGCUGUCCGAAGUCCGCCGUGUGCUUGGCUCCGGGCAGGGCCUUACGCUCGCCGAGAAGAUCCUCUACUCGCAUCUCGACAACCCCGAGGAAGCAUUGAGCGGUCUCAAUGGCAAAAUCCGUGGUGAAGCCUACCUCAAGCUCAAGGUCGACCGAGUAGCUAUGCAGGAUGCGUCUGCGCAGAUGGCACUGCUCCAGUUCAUGACCUGUGGCCUCCCCAACACUGCUGUGCCAGCAUCGAUCCACUGCGACCACAUGAUUGUCGGGGAGCGCGGUGCAGACGUCGACUUGCCCAAGUCUAUUGCCGGAAACAAGGAGGUUUUUGACUUCCUAGAAUCCGCGGCGAAGAAGUACGGUAUUGCGUUCUGGGCUCCCGGAUCAGGAAUUAUCCACCAGAUUGUGCUGGAGAACUACGCAGCGCCCGGGUUGAUGAUGCUCGGAACGGAUUCGCACACACCUAAUGGAGGUGGUCUCGGUGCUAUUGCUAUUGGUGUCGGUGGUGCAGACGCCGUUGACGCUCUUGUCGACGCACCUUGGGAGUUGAAGGCGCCCAAAGUCUUGGGUGUUCGACUUGAGGGACAGUUGAGCGGGUGGGCUACCCCCAAGGAUGUGAUCCUGAACCUUGCCGGAAGAUUGACCGUGCGUGGCGGUACCGGAUACAUCAUUGAGUACCACGGACCUGGCGUGGAGACCCUUAGUGCAACCGGUAUGGGAACCAUCUGCAACAUGGGAGCUGAGGUUGGAGCUACUACAUCACUCUUCCCGAUGACCGAGAGCACGAUUGCCUACCUGAACGCCACCAACCGUGGAUUCGUUGCAGAGGCCGCUAAGGAUAUCAACAAGCAGCACAACUUCCUCCGUGCCGAUAAGAACGCCAAGUACGACGAGGUGAUCACCAUUAACCUCUCCGAGCUGGAGCCCCAUAUCAACGGUCCCUUUACCCCCGACUUGUCUACACCCUUGUCCAAGUUUAAGGAUGUCGUGAAAGAGCAAAACUGGCCCGAGAAGCUCUCCGCCGGUCUCAUUGGUUCUUGCACCAACAGCUCCUACCAGGAUAUGAUGCGCGCCGAGCACCUAGUCAAGCAAGCUGAGGCUGCGGGACUUAAGCCCAAGGCUGACUUCUUCGUCACUCCCGGAAGUGAGCAGAUUCGUGCUACUUUGGAGAGAGAUCAGACACUCAACGUGUUUGAGAAGGCUGGAGGAACUGUCCUUGCUAAUGCAUGUGGACCCUGCAUUGGACAGUGGAAGCGAACGGAUGAUGUGAAGAAGGGCGAUACCAACGCUAUCUUCACCUCUUACAACCGCAACUUCCGUUCCCGUAACGACGGAAGCCCCGAAACCAUGAACUUCCUUGCCUCACCGGAGCUUGUCACCGCCAUGAUUUACUCUGGCAGCACAACCUUCAACCCCAUCACCGAUUCCAUUCCUACUUCCGACGGGGGAUCUUUCAAGUUUUCGCCCCCUACCGGACCCGAGCUUCCCUCCAACGGUUUCAUUCCCGGAAACAAAGACUUUUCUCCUUUCGCUGGCGUCAUCGAGCCAUCUCCCGAGACCCCCGUCGUUGUUUCUCCCACAUCUAACCGCCUCGCUCUCCUCGAGCCCUUCAAGCCCUUUGGAAACUCAGAGCUCAAGGAUCUGAAGGUCCUCUUCAAGGUCAAGGGUAAGUGCACGACCGAUCACAUCUCCGCCGCCGGAGCGUGGCUCAAAUACAAGGGCCAUCUCGAGAACAUUGCAAACAACACCCUGAUCGGCGCCAUGAACGCCGAGACGGAGGAGGUGAAUGUUGCGUACGACUUCGAUGGCAAGUCUAUGGGCAUUCCCGAGCUAGCACGCAAGUGGCAGUCCGAACGCCAGGAGUGGCUCGUAGUCGCCGAGACCAACUACGGCGAGGGCUCCGCGCGUGAGCACGCUGCUCUUCAGCCCCGAUACCUCGGCGGCCGCGUCAUCCUUGCCAAGUCCUUCGCCCGCAUCCACGAGACCAACCUCAAGAAGCAGGGCAUCGUCCCAUUGACCUUCGCCAACGAGGCGGACUACGACCUCAUGGCCGCCUGCGAUAGCGUUACUACCGUCGGCCUGUUGGAGAUGCUCCAGAACCAUGGCAAGGGAGAGGUUGCCCUGGAGCUCACCAAGCGUGACGGAUCAAAGCAUACUAUUCCCGUCAAGCACACUUUCUCCAAGGACCAGAGUGGCUAUGUCCUCGCUGGAAGCGCGCUGAACCUGCUCUCCAAGAAGGAUUAGAUCUGGCAUCGGUGGAGGGUGUGGAAGGAAGGAAGGAAGUGCGAAUAUCUUUUGAACUUUUUUCUCAUGUUUGGAAUCGUUUGGUUUUGGUGCUCAAAAGGGAAUCGUUUGGUUUUUCAUUUCAGUGAAGAUAUUGUUGUUUCAUAUCAUGGGUUGCGUGGAUGGAUGGAUGAAUGUAGUCCGUGUCGUGUCGUGGAGAACGCACGUACGAUAAUACGGUGCGGUGCGUAGGAAUAUCUGGUAAAUUCAGCUGCUGGGAAAGUACAAUGAGUGAUAGCCGUGUAAUUGCUUGGUUCAUUUCGUGGCCAUUCAUACCCAUCACUCGCUAUUGAGUUUCCUCUCAUGGUCUGUAUCACGCAAAUAUUUCCAC